Messenger RNA from Aphis gossypii (cotton aphid), 1587 nucleotides. Its product is annotated as zinc finger MYM-type protein 1-like. The record is from RefSeq and is a predicted model, not a curated record. The transcript has 3 exons. Lineage: Eukaryota; Metazoa; Arthropoda; Insecta; Hemiptera; Aphididae. The coding region runs from base 1 to 1587 and encodes 528 amino acids.
AUGGAGGAUAUAUCGCGUAUUGGUAUUAAAAUAGGCGCAAUUGAAACUGGGUUUACUACUGCUGGAAUUUAUGUCCAAGAGAUUGAUUUGAGGGAUCCUGCAAGCUGGAUAGAAGGUUUAAGUCAACAUUUAAGAGAUGAAAUCAUUAAAAUCGGACCAGUUAGAGUUAAUAAAAUUGAUUAUCCUUUACAUAUUAUUCAAAACACUCCCAGAAAGUUUUCUGAUAAAUAUUAUUAUAGAACUCUGUCAAACGGUGAAAUCGUUAAUAGACAGUGUUUAGAUCUACGUCAGAGUCAAUUAGCUACUUAUGGCACGAAUGACUGGAAACACAUGACUGAUAAUUUGAAACUUCACGAACGUUCAAGGCCAUAUAUAAUUGCUGCUCAAAAAUGGAUAGAAUUAAAAACUAGAAUUUCAAAAUCUCAAACAAUUGAUAAGGUACAGCAAAUAACUAUAGAAAAGGAAAAGGCACAUUGGAAGAAUGUCAUGAUUCGUAUAAUUUCUGUUAUACACUAUUUAGCUAAACACAAUAGUUCAUUUAGAGAAUCCAUAGAUGGUUUGUAUGAAAAAAAUAACGGAAAAUUUCUUGGACUAAUUGAAAUGCUAGGUAAAUUUGACCCUAUUAUCAUCGAAUAUUUACAACGUAUAAAAAAUAAAGAAACACAUAUACACUAUCUCGAACAUGAUAUACAAAAUGAUUUAAUCGAAGUCAUAGCAAAGGAAGUUCAAAAAACAAUCAUACAAACAAUAAAAUUAGCCAAAUAUUACGCAAUAAUAAUGGAUUGCACUCCAGAUACAAGUCGUCAAGAACAAUUAUCAAUUGUUAUUAGAAUUGUAGAUAUGGACAUAGAAAAUGAAUCAACAGAACCCCGAAUAAAAGAAUAUUUUUUAGAUUUUAUUAACAUUCAUGAUAGUACUGGUUUAUAUUUAUCAGAUGUAUUAGUCGAGAAGUUAAAAAUCUAUGGUAUAAGUUUAAACGAUUGUCGAGCACAAGGUUACGACAACGGCGCUAAUAUGACUGGGCAAUACAAAGGUGUCCAAGCACGAAUUCUACAACAAAAUUCAAGAGCCUUUUUUAUGCCUUGUGCAGCUCAUAGGUUGAACCUUGUUUUAGGAGACACGGCUAAAAGUUCUGUCAGAGCCGUGCAUUUUUUUGGUACUGUUGAAAGACUUUACACAUUAUUUUCGGCAUCUACGGGAAGAUGGGAUGUAUUUUCUAAACAUUGCCAUAAGUGGACGGUAAAAAAAUGGUCAGAAACCAGGUGGGAAAGCAGAUACGACAGCAUAAAAGUAAUAAGGUUUCAAGUCAAAGAAAUUAUUUACGCCUUAGAUGAAAUAUCAGAUACAACACGUGACCCACUAAUUAGAAGUGAAACAAAUUCAUUAAUUGCUGAGAUAAGUUCGUUGGAAUUUCUUAUGAGUUUAUGUAUUUGGUACACUGUAUUGUGUGAAGUUAAUAUAGUAAGUAAAAGUUUACAAGGUCCAGAUGUAAACUUGAAUGUUUCUUCAGAAUUACUAAAUGGACUUAUUACGUUAUUCAAAAAUUAUAGAGAAACAGGGUUCAAUACUGCUAAAUCGGAAGCUUAA